AAGACACUGACCAACUAGAAGUUUGGUGUUAGGCACCAACCAUUUUUAGACUAACAAAGAAUAAAAACCUCAUAUCUCUCUUUUGCAUUUCCAUUCUUCAUCACAUUCACAAAUCUUAUCUUUCUCUCAUCAGCAUAUAAGUUUCUUUUUAGAUAAGUUUUAAAGGGUUGCAAGGAGAAAGAGAGAGGAAAAUGGGAGAGAUGAAGAGUAUGCAAAUGGGUGUGAUUGGGGCAUUGUUUCUGUCGGUUGCAUCUUCUGUCUCCAUUGUCAUUUGCAACAAAGCUUUGAUGACCAAUCUUGGCUUCCCUUUUGCAACGACACUAACAAGUUGGCAUUUGAUGGUAACAUAUUGCACACUUCAUGUGGCAUAUAAACUAAAUUUCUUUGAGAAUAAACCAAUAGACACAAAGACUGUUGUUCUCUUUGGCCUCCUCAAUGGCAUCUCCAUUGGGCUUCUCAAUCUUAGCCUCGGCUUCAAUUCCAUCGGCUUCUAUCAAAUGACCAAACUUGCUAUCAUACCAUUCACUGUACUAUUAGAAACUCUCUUCCUCAACAAGAAGUUCAGUCGGAAGAUAAAAUUCUCAUUAUUUUUGCUGUUGGUUGGGGUUGGAAUAGCAUCAAUCACAGAUCUUCAGCUCAAUUUUGUUGGUUCUGUUCUCUCUCUCCUUGCCAUCGCCACAACUUGCGUCGGCCAAAUUCUAACAAACACGAUCCAAAAGAGGCUGAACGUGACAUCAACACAACUCCUUUACCAAUCGGCCCCGUUUCAAGCGGCUAUACUCUUUGUUUCAGGUCCCUUUGUCGACAAAUACCUCACUCGUCUCAACGUCUUCUCUUUCCAUUACUCUCCUAUCGUUGUGGGGUUCAUAACGCUAUCGUGUUUAAUAGCAGUUUCCGUUAACUUCAGCACGUUUUUAGUGAUCGGAAAGACAUCUCCAGUGACGUACCAAGUCUUGGGGCAUCUCAAAACGUGUUUGGUGCUUGCUUUUGGUUACACUCUCCUCCACGAUCCUUUCACUCCUCGUAACAUCGCAGGAAUCCUUAUCGCGGUCCUUGGCAUGCUUCUCUACUCUUAUUUCUGCUCCGUUGCUUCUAAAUCAAAACAAGGCUCCUCCGAGUCCGCUUUUAUUGGGAAAGACAGGGACACGACGCCACUUUUGAGCCAAGAAAAAGAGAACCACGAAGCCAAGAAAUUAGACAAGCAUUCUCCAGUAUGAUUGAUUACAACGUGAUAAAAAGUACAAGUUCUAUUUCUUUCUUUCUGGUCUAUAAUUCUGCUUUUUUCUAUCAUUGAUGAAGGUUUUGUAAUUGAGAGAAAAAAAACUGAAACUACCAAUGGGACUGUUUCUCUUACAUUUUGGGUUUUAUUAAAUAUUUACAGCUACAUUCUUCAGUUCUCUCCCUCUCUUUUGAAUAUAAUACAAGGACACACAUUUUCCUA
This is a messenger RNA of Eruca vesicaria subsp. sativa (arugula), 1441 nucleotides long. NCBI's taxonomy places the organism in Eukaryota, Viridiplantae, Streptophyta, Magnoliopsida, Brassicales, Brassicaceae. The record is from the annotation of a GenBank genome assembly.